Molecule: messenger RNA, 911 nt
Organism: Protobothrops mucrosquamatus (brown spotted pit viper)
Lineage: Eukaryota; Metazoa; Chordata; Lepidosauria; Squamata; Viperidae
Gene: TAF11
Product: TATA-box binding protein associated factor 11
Biological process (GO): RNA polymerase II preinitiation complex assembly; transcription initiation at RNA polymerase II promoter
Cellular component (GO): transcription factor TFIID complex; nucleus
Molecular function (GO): transcription coactivator activity; protein heterodimerization activity
Source: RefSeq, a predicted model, not a curated record
CACAAUUACCUUCUGUUUAGUAUGGCUGAGGCCGUGGAGUCUGGUAAAGAGGAUGGUCUUCUGCCCGUUGUCUCUUCCCCCUCUUCCGUUGAGUCUUCUGUCGUUGCUAUAGAAGUGGCGGAACGCCAGGAGAGAGAACCAGCCGGUAUCAAAGAGGAAGUACAGCUUGUAGAGAUUAAAUGCAAAGAAUUGAUCGCCGGAGAGUUAGAGGACUCUACAUUACAAUCUAUUGCAGCCAAGAAAAUAGAGAUAAAGGAGAAAAAAGAAAAAAAACAUAAAGUUGAUGAAGAUGAGAUUCAAAAAAUGCAAAUCCUGGUUUCUUCUUUUUCUGAAGAACAGCUAAAUCGAUAUGAGAUGUAUCGACGAUCAGCUUUCCCUAAGGCUGCUAUUAAACGGCUGAUCCAGUCCAUUACUGGAACCUCUGUGUCUCAGAACGUUGUUAUUGCCAUGUCAGGAAUUUCUAAAGUCUUCGUUGGAGAAGUCAUUAGAUGUAUGUGAAAAGUGGGGAGAAUCGCCACCUCUGCAACCCAAGCAUAUGCGUGAAGCAGUCAGACGACUGAAAUCACGAGGACAGAUUCCAAAUUCAAAAUAUAAAAAAAUUCUCUAUCACUGAAGAGGAAGCAGAAAAAGUAUCUAAGUGGAAUGGAGAUGUUUUCACUGAAAUGAAAAUGACUUCUGAGAGUAUAUUCAGAUUAUUUAAGAGCGUCAAGUUCUGCAAAAUUAAGAUGUUCCUUGUGCAAUAAUUCUGAGUGGGUAAUGAUAAGACUACAUUGCAGGUAUAUUGUGCUAAAUAUAAACAACAUUUUCUAAGUAGGCAAAAUAAGAAACAUUGAUGUAAUAAUAUUACAUGAAACUUCUGAAACAUGAUUUUGAGAUUUCUCUUAAAAGGAAAUAAAAGUUUUUAAAAAGCG